Molecule: messenger RNA, 923 nt
Organism: Rhodamnia argentea
Lineage: Eukaryota; Viridiplantae; Streptophyta; Magnoliopsida; Myrtales; Myrtaceae
Product: RING-H2 finger protein ATL46-like
Exons: 2
Coding region: 227-790 (187 amino acids)
Biological process (GO): protein ubiquitination
Molecular function (GO): ubiquitin protein ligase activity
Source: RefSeq, a predicted model, not a curated record
UCUCUGAUUUCCCUGUCCGGCACUAACGAGAUUACUCAAAUGAAAAGAUUCCAACUUUAUUAUAAUUUAACCAAUCCACAUCGUUCCCAUCACCACCAUCACCGUUCCAGGAACCCUUCUAGACCCUUUUUCCCUUUUAAAAGGCUCCAUCACCCUCCUCUCCACCAUUCUCAAUUCAUCCAUCUUCUUCUUCUUUCUCCGUGUCUGUCUCUCCCUGUUUCUGGAAAUGGAUGCGACUUUCGCUCGCCUAGGCAUGAGGAUCGACCCCAGGUGGAUGACCCUCAAGUUCCUGAAGAGCCUUCUGUUCCAUGCCGAGCUCAUGCUGGUUUCUUCUCUCGCCCAUCUGAGUCUGAUCAAAUCUCGACAACGAGAACGAGCGGAGGAAGGCCAAGAAUCCCACUCGCAAGACCAGUCCUACAACACCGUCCUCGUGAUGGACGGCUCGACGCCGGCCCUCGUCCCCGUCCACGUCCUCGCGGCCCGGUUCAAGAACAAAGUGCCGGUCCUAGAGUUUAGCGAGCUUCUCGCCAAGAGGCGAGCACUGCACGGAGAUGGUGGAGAAGGAAGAAGGGGAGGUGAUCAAUGCCGGGAGAAGAUGUGCGCGGUGUGCUUGACCGGGAUCGAGGGGAGGGACCAGGUGCGAGAGCUGCUCAACUGCAGCCACGUCUUCCACAGGGAGUGCCUGGACCGGUGGGUCGAGGAGAACCAGGUGACCUGCCCUCUCUGCCGGUGCUUGCUCUUCCCUGCAGCAACCCCGAGGCGAAGAAUAAUCGCAGAAGCUUGCGACUGAAGACGAAGAAGAAGAUGGGAUCGAGUUGACUCAUUUUAUGAGCACUGGAUGAUUCCGAUUAACGUCAAUUGAUUAGGACAAGUACUCACGGACUUGCAGACUUGUAGUUUUGAACGAAUCAAGUUCUCCUCUC